This is a messenger RNA of Marmota monax (woodchuck), 2734 nucleotides long. It is a transcript of the gene Hs3st4, whose product is annotated as heparan sulfate-glucosamine 3-sulfotransferase 4. The transcript is spliced from 2 exons. Gene Ontology annotation, molecular function: [heparan sulfate]-glucosamine 3-sulfotransferase activity. The coding region runs from base 1 to 1371 and encodes 456 amino acids. Lineage: Eukaryota; Metazoa; Chordata; Mammalia; Rodentia; Sciuridae. The record is from RefSeq and is a predicted model, not a curated record.
AUGGCCCCGUGGCCCGCACCUCCUCCGCCUCCGCCUCCGCCUCCACCUCUGGCCGCGCCGCCGCCGCCCGGCGCCUCUGCUAAGGGGCCGCCGGCGCGCAAGCUGCUUUUCAUGUGCACCUUGUCCCUGUCUGUCACCUACCUGUGCUACAGUCUCCUGGGCGGCUCGGGCUCCCUGCAGUUCCCCUUGGCGCUGCAGGAGCCGCCGGGCGCCGCCGCCGAGCCCCCGCCGAGCCCGCCACCACCCUCUCUGCUGCCUCCCCCCGUGCGCCUCGGCGCCCCCUCGCAGCCGCCCGCGCCGCCGCCGCCGGACAACGCGAGCCGCGGGGAGCCGCCCGAGCCCCCGGAGCAGCCCGUCGCCCCCGGGGCCGACGGCUGGGGGCUGGCGAGCGGCGGCGGAGGCGCCCGGGACGCCUGGCUCCGGACUCCGCUGGCCCCCAGCGAGAUGAUCACGGCGCAGAGCGCGCUGCUGGAAAGGGAAGCGCAGGAGUCCAGCACCACAGACGAGGAGCUGGCAGGCCGGAGAGCGGCCAACGGGAGCAGCGAGAGGGGCGGCGUCGUCAGCACCCCCGACUACGGGGAGAAGAAGCUGCCCCAGGCGCUGAUCAUCGGGGUCAAGAAAGGAGGGACCCGCGCGCUGCUAGAGGCCAUCCGAGUACACCCGGACGUGCGGGCGGUGGGCGUAGAGCCGCACUUCUUCGACAGGAACUACGAAAAGGGGCUGGAGUGGUACAGGAACGUGAUGCCCAAGACGGUGGAGGGGCAGAUAACCAUGGAGAAGACCCCAAGUUACUUCGUGACCAACGAGGCCCCCAAGCGCAUCCACUCCAUGGCCAAGGACAUCAAACUGAUCGUGGUGGUGAGAAACCCCGUGACCAGGGCCAUUUCCGACUACACCCAGACGCUGUCCAAGAAACCCGAGAUCCCCACCUUCGAGGUGCUGGCCUUCAAAAACCGGACCCUGGGGCUCAUCGACGCGUCCUGGAGCGCCAUCCGCAUCGGGAUCUACGCCCUGCACCUGGAGAACUGGCUGCAGUACUUCCCGCUCUCCCAGAUCCUCUUCGUGAGCGGGGAGCGGCUCAUAGUGGACCCCGCGGGGGAGAUGGCCAAGGUGCAGGAUUUCCUGGGCCUCAAGCGUGUGGUGACCGAGAGACAUUUCUAUUUCAACAAAACCAAGGGGUUCCCUUGCCUCAAGAAGCCGGAAGACAGCAGCGCCCCCAGGUGCCUGGGCAAGAGCAAAGGUCGGACUCAUCCUCGCAUAGACCCCGACGUCAUCCACAGACUGCGGAAAUUCUACAAACCCUUCAACAUGAUGUUCUACCAAAUGACUGGCCAGGAUUUCCAAUGGGAGCAGGAAGAGGGGGACAAAUGAGACGAUAGCGCUGGGGAGGGAAGGCAGGUGAAUGGCAAGGAGGCUCCUCACCGGGGGCCUAGGUCCCCCAGGGUCUGCAGCCACCCAGUAGGUCCCCUUCUUCCAGCUGGGAGUGUUCCCAGGGCUGCUGGCUUAGGCGGAGGGGUGGAUCCCACAGCAACCCCCCUGGAGGAACCAGGUCUAUCUGAGCCGCAGUGUCUGGUUGACCAGAUGGCCACAGAACCCACCAUUCAUUCUUAUCUCCUACCAGCUGGUAGAGUCUGGUACCUCUCCCGUAUCAAAGACAGUGCCAUGAAUGUUUAUUUGGACGACGAAAAAGAAAGAUCUACUUCAUGGGGUGCUCUUAGUUGGGGGAAACCUGGGUUCUAGACCUGUACCUGGCUUUACAUCUGAACCUCUGGUUGGGCUUCUUCCAGAAUGUGGUAUGUGCCUGAGACCCUCAGGCCUCCUGGGGAGCAGAGUCCUCCCUCUAAGGCAUGUCUAGCCUUCUCAUCCUCCCAGGCCCUUGAUUCUCUUCUUCCCCGCCUUGCGAAGACAGAGGCAUGCACAAACAUUCCUCACCCUGCCCUCCCCUUCCAAAAAAAAAAAAAAUAGCGAACAUCCCUGGGAGCCUUCCUGCUAAGGAUCCCUCUCAUCAUGAGCAUCCUGGGUGGUGGGAAGCUUAGCCUACGUCCUCAUGUGAGAAAAUCCAGCCCACAAGCCUUCUCUCAGAGCCCUGUGAUCAUAGCCAAGUCCAAAGCCCUGGUGUUGGCAAAAGAUGAAUGGCACAUUUUAGGGAGAAAGAAGAAAUCCGAUCCUCUUUGGUGGGAGGUCUCCUUAAACUAAAGACCCUCUCCCCCCAAAGCACGGUGGUCCUGAGGCAUGCUUUUGGGAUGGACUCAGUCCCCUAGGGUCCCCCAGAGAGGCACAGACCAGAGAGUCAGCAUGUCUUUUUGUUAUGAAUCACCCUUCGAGAUGCAGUGGGGGAAGGGAUCACUGACUGUUGUUCUGUUUUUUCCCGCCUCCACCCCCACAGGGUCAUCUCAUGAUUCAUUUUCCUUCUUCAGAGAUGGCACAUAUGGGACAAGGGCACAAGGGCUGAUUCCAUUUAUCAGCUCCAGUUUAAGGGGGGGGUGGGGGAGGGCAAGGGCUGUCUGCAGACACCCCCAUCAAGGGCUGCCAAACAAAGUGACCCUUCCCAUGAGUCUGAUUUGAUUCAAAUGCAGCAUUUGACAUCAAAGCACUUGUUCACAGAUCACCCAAACCAGGAAUUGUUCUAGUAAAAUUUGAAAUUUGUAUGAGCGUGGGGUGGGGGGAGUCGAACCUGCUCAGCUGUUAUUAAACUGUCAUUUCUCCCACUCAAUGAAAACUGUGUUGUUAUAAA